AUGGACCUCUGUGCGCGAAAUGAGACCUCUACGUCCCCGGAGUGCGUCGGAGCGCAGACUGAUGCGCUACAGAGCGGGACCGGGAACGGGAGCUUGGAGACGACAAACAUCACCUACGGCAACGUUUCCACACUCCUCAUACCUCAGCGCGUGAAAGUGAAGGAUGGGGACCACACACUGCGGAUCCUGCUCUACUCACUCAUCUUCUUCUUGAGCGUAAUUGGCAACCUGCUGAUCAUUGUGGUGCUGACGGUCAAUAAGCGCAUGCGCACCGUGACCAACACCUUCCUGCUGUCGCUCGCCGUCAGUGACCUGAUGAUGGCCGUCUUCUGCAUGCCCUUCACCCUCAUCCCCAGCAUCCUCAAGGACUUCAUCUUCGGUGCCGCCAUGUGCAAGAUAGUGUCCUACCUCAUGGGCAUAUCAGUGAGCAUCUCCACAUUUAGCCUGGUUGCCAUAGCGAUUGAGCGCUACAGCGCCAUCUGCAACCCCCUGAAGUCACGGGUGUGGCAGACCCGGUCCCAUGCGUAUCGGGUGAUCGCUGCUACGUGGCUGCUGGCCUUCACCAUCAUGAUCCCCUAUCCGAUCAUCAGUCACCUGGAGACUUUUCAGCGUCCCGACAACACCACUGCUCACCAGUGUCGCCACAAGUGGCCCCUCGCCACGGCAGAGCAGACCUGGUACAUCCUGCUACUGCUUGUGCUGUUUGCGAUCCCGGGGUUGGUGAUGAUCGUGGCCUAUGGGCUGAUCUCCAGGGAACUUUAUAGAGGCAUCCACUUUGAGAUGGGCCACAAAAAAGACUCUACUGAUGUGAAGAAUGGACUGACCUCCACUGUGUCUACUGGCAGCGAUGACGGAGAUGGUUGCUACGUAAAUGUCGUCCAGCGGCCGCACUCGAUGGAGAUGUCCACCAUGGCUGCAUCAAGCCGGGCAGUCAAGGCAGAGAGACCGCGCAGCAACACAUCUGAGGCUAAGCUGGAGGCCAAGAAGCGAGUAAUCCGCAUGCUGGUGGUGAUCGUUGUCCUGUUCUUUCUCUGCUGGAUGCCACUGUACUGUGCCAACACCUGGCGGGCUUUUGAUGACCUCUCUGCCAAACAUGCCCUCUCCGGGGCACCUAUCGCUUUCAUCCAUUUGUUGUGCUACACCUCUGCCUGUGUCAACCCAAUUAUUUACUGCUUCAUGAACACGCGUUUCCGCAAAGCCCUGCUCGCCACCUUUUCCUGCUGCGCUGCACCUUGCCAUCGCCGUCGUCGCCGUGGGCUGCGGGACAACGAGGAGGAUGUUAUGGCAACGGGAGCGUCCAUGUCGAAGUUCAGCUACACGACAGUCAGCACCAUGGGAACCUGCUGA
Messenger RNA from Chelmon rostratus (copperband butterflyfish), 1347 nucleotides. RefSeq names its product cholecystokinin receptor (gene cckbrb). The record is from RefSeq and is a predicted model, not a curated record. Gene Ontology annotation, biological process: neuropeptide signaling pathway. Gene Ontology annotation, cellular component: membrane. The coding region runs from base 1 to 1347 and encodes 448 amino acids. NCBI's taxonomy places the organism in Eukaryota, Metazoa, Chordata, Actinopteri, Chaetodontiformes, Chaetodontidae. The transcript is spliced from 6 exons. Gene Ontology annotation, molecular function: gastrin receptor activity; neuropeptide receptor activity.